UCAACCAAUUCAAAAGAAAGAAAUCCAUCCUAGAAUAACUUAUCAUCUCAAAAUGGUAGCUCUUAAACUAGUUCCAGUUGCAAUUUUCGCCACCAUGGUGGUCAUUCUGCUAACCAACAGCGUAGAAGCGAACCCUCAGCUAGAUCUUCUCGGCGGAUACGAUAUGAUUGGAGUGUGCAUCAACAAUUGCGCCCAGUGCAAGAAGAUGUUUGGAGAGUUCUUCGAGGGCCAUCUGUGUGCCGAAGCCUGCAUCCAGUUCAAGGGCAAGAUGGUUCCGGACUGUGAGGAUAUCAACUCGAUUGCCCCGUUCCUGACCAAACUGAACUGAAAUCAUUCAUCAUCAUCAUCGGCUCUUCGGCGUUCAACAUACGGAAAAUGCUGCUACCAAGUGGCUGGAAUUCGACUCAAGUGACCACCUCUGUUCAUUCGCUAUCCACGUUUCGGUUUUUGGAAAUGCAAAUUCGAAAUAGCUACCGUAUUUGUUGCCGUCAUCAUCGGGUGGGUGCGUUUGUUUUGUUGUUGCUGUGUAUUCAAACGUACAACUUGCUAAGGUAAACUCUCAAAAAUUAAAGAAAAUAAAGGAAUCA
This is a messenger RNA of Uranotaenia lowii, 587 nucleotides long. RefSeq names its product eclosion hormone-like. The record is from RefSeq and is a predicted model, not a curated record. Gene Ontology annotation, biological process: neuropeptide signaling pathway; ecdysis, chitin-based cuticle. Gene Ontology annotation, molecular function: ecdysis-triggering hormone activity. The transcript is spliced from 2 exons. Lineage: Eukaryota; Metazoa; Arthropoda; Insecta; Diptera; Culicidae. Bases 53 to 328 code for a protein of 91 amino acids.